This is a messenger RNA of Geodia barretti, 1020 nucleotides long. Lineage: Eukaryota; Metazoa; Porifera; Demospongiae; Tetractinellida; Geodiidae. The record is from the annotation of a GenBank genome assembly.
AUGGAUACCGUAACGCUGGAACGGUUCGAGCUUGUCGGCCCUUUGGGGAGCGGCGCCGAUUACGACGUGCGCGCCGCAGUGGACCGGGAAACCGGUGAACCGGUGGUACUGAAGCGGCCCUCUCCGCAAUCGGUGAGCCGUCAGAUGCACGGCCCCGUCGAGGAACGCACCGCGCGAGCGCUGGAAGCCUACGAAAGCGCCGGACAGUAUUGCGACUCGGUUCCCCGGGUCGUAGGCAUUACCGAAGUCGCCGUUCACGACGAGUAUUUCGGCGAAGAUCUGGGCCAUCCCUACUCCGUUCGGGUUGAGGAACGUGCCGGCGGGAUCCCGCUGGUCGGAGACCCGAGGAGCCGCAUCUUGCGCGUGCCCAUCGGCCUGGGCCAGAACCUCUUCGCCCUCCACCCACUUUCUCUGCCCGAUAUGGUCGCUGAUUGGCCGGUCCAGACGCAGUUGUUGGAAGCGCAGGAAAUCUACGCCAACGCCGGCUACGCGCUGCUUGAUCUGGGUCCGCACAACGUGUUCUAUUCGCCGGGUACCGGCCGGAUCGCGCUGGUCGACGCCAGCGCGCUGGUCGGACACGGCGUGGAGAGCAGCCAGGGAAAUCGCGGCCCCCAGGACAUCCAUGAUUUCUACGUUGAGAUGGUGAAGUUUUACCUCGCGCCGCAACUCCCCCCUGCGGACACCGCGGGCUACUUCGACCCGUACAACCAGCGUCCGGUCAUUUCGGUCGAGGAUGAGUGCGACGACUUGGUUCGCUCAUUUGCGGCAUCCGACGAUCAACUGCGAGAAACCGCCACCGCGUGCAUACAAAAAGUCAGGCAACGGGGCUAUUCGGCCGUUUCCGAUUUCGGAGCGGACUUGCGUGAAUGCCUGCGUCUGAUUAACAUCCGAAACGACCGGAUGCCGGACCGGCCAGCUGCACUGGAAGCGUGGCGCGGCGCGCUGCACCGGCUCUCUGAAGACCACUGGACACGCUAUCAAUUCGACGCACAUACUGAGUUGGCCGCACUGGCCGGCUAA